AGAUUUCGGUAACUACCUGUACUGCCAUAUGGACUACCUCUGUCCACAAAAACUAGCCGAUUUCCCUUCUCUCCUGUCCCCCAUUUUAUAACUAUAAAAAGCUGAGGCCUAGAAAAAUGAUACAACUAAUUUAAGGUCUUCUAGAUAGCAAGUUACCUAAACAGUAGAAGUAAGUAUAUUUCCAUCACCAGCCUGAAAGGAGCCCUUCUUGGCCCAUGACAUAGGCACUGACAUUUAUCUGAAGGGAAUCUCUCUGAUAAUGUUUCUUCUUUGGAUCUUAUUCUGAGGUAUAAUUUUUCUUUUACGGUAAUGUUUUCAAUGUAAAUUCCCCACUUCUAAUCAUUGUAGCUCCUCUUCCAAGAUCCUCCAAUGAAGUCAUAAGCCAGUGUUUGUGAGAUUCCCCUUGUUGCUAUGGAAAUAAAAAUAGUCACACAAUCAUCCUUCCAGUUCCCCUUGUCAGCUUUGUGCCGAGGCAAGUGGAGGAGCAGCCACCCUGGGUAGAUCUGGAUCUCAGUCAUGAAAAAGCAGCUGUCAGAAACCAUGGCGAGCCCAGGAAAGGACAAUUACCGGAUGAAGAGCUAUAAGAACAAAGCACUGAACCCAGAAGAAAUGAGAAGGCGACGAGAGGAAGAGGGAAUCCAGCUCCGUAAGCAGAAACGAGAGCAACAGCUUUUUAAACGAAGGAAUGUAGAACUAAUCAGUGAAGAUGCUGCCAUGUUUGACACACUACUCAUGGACUCCUAUGUCAGCUCCACCACUGGGGAUAGAGUGAUCACAAGAGAGAUGGUGGAGAUGCUCUUUUCUGAAGACUCUGACCUGCAGUUAGCAACCACACAGAAAUUCCGCAAACUGCUCUCUAAGGAGCCAAACCCCCCCAUAGACGAGGUGAUCAAUACCCCUGGAGUAGUGGACAGGUUUGUGGAAUUUCUGAAGAGGAGCGAGAACUGCACAUUACAGUUUGAAGCUGCCUGGGCCCUGACCAACAUUGCCUCCGGAACCUCACAACAGACCAAAAUUGUCAUUGAAGCUGGGGCUGUCCCUAUCUUCAUAGAAUUACUUAACUCAGACUUUGAGGAUGUACAAGAACAGGCAGUCUGGGCCCUAGGAAACAUAGCUGGUGACAGCUCUGUCUGCAGAGACUAUGUCCUGAAUUGUGCCAUCCUCCCACCGCUGUUGAUACUCCUCACCAAAUCCACACGAGUGACAAUGACCCGGAAUGCUGUGUGGGCCCUGUCAAACCUGUGUCGAGGAAAGAAUCCACCCCCCGAGUUUGAGAAGGUCUCUCCCUGUCUACCCGUGCUGUCCCGCCUGCUGUUCAGCAGCGACUCGGACCUGCUGGCAGAUGCGUGCUGGGCCCUCUCCUAUCUGUCUGAUGGCCCCAACGAGAAGAUCCAAGCAGUCAUAGACUCUGGCGUCUGUCGGAGACUCGUGGAACUCCUAAUGCACAAUGACUACAAAGUGGCCUCCCCCGCCCUUCGAGCAGUGGGCAACAUUGUCACGGGGGAUGACAUCCAGACCCAGGUGAUUCUCAAUUGCUCAGCCCUCCCCUGCCUCCUCCACUUACUGAGUAGUCCCAAGGAGUCGAUACGAAAAGAAGCUUGCUGGACCAUUUCAAACAUCACAGCUGGAAACAGAGCCCAGAUACAGGCUGUCAUAGAUGCAAAUAUUUUUCCUGUAUUGAUUGAGAUCCUGCAGAAAGCCGAGUUCCGCACAAGGAAAGAGGCUGCCUGGGCCAUCACCAAUGCCACGUCAGGAGGAACUCCUGAGCAGAUCAGGUAUCUGGUUACAUUGGGUUGCAUCAAACCUCUGUGUGACUUGCUGACUGUGAUGGACUCUAAGAUCGUCCAGGUUGCCCUCAAUGGCCUGGAAAACAUCCUACGGUUGGGCGAGCAGGAGGCUAAGCGGACGGGCACGGGGGCCAACCCCUACUGUGGCCUCAUUGAAGAAGCUUAUGGCUUGGACAAAAUUGAGUUUCUCCAGAGCCAUGAAAACCAGGAGAUCUACCAGAAGGCCUUUGACCUCAUCGAGCACUACUUUGGUGUGGAAGAUGAAGACACAGGCCUGACUCCUCGGGUGGAUGAGACACAGCAGCAGUUCAUCUUUCAGCAGCCAGAGGCCCCCAUGGAGGGCUUCCAGUUAUAAUGCCUGCCCAGGGGAGGGGAGGGAGGGACAAGAGGAGAGUACCACAGACUGGCCUCUGCGGUCCUGGGUGGCAGCGGCGGGGGCCGGGAGAUACAGCCCAGCUCCCUGCCCCAGCCCUGGAGACUGCCCUGGCUGCCCACUCCCUCCCUUCCCAGGAGGCCCCUCUGAGGACAGGCCAAGGCCGAGGCUUUGCUUUUGUGGAAGAAGGGGGCUUGUUUUUCCUCUUUAUCCACUGUAUUUUUGCUGCAUACCUGUCUAACCCAAGAGCCCAGGGUGGAAAAAGGAGGACUGAGGUAACCAAUUUGCACCUUUUUUUUUUUUUCUUUUGUGGUGAUUUUUCUCUUCCUCCUUCCCUUUGUCCCUUCCUGGACUCUGCCCCAGGCUGUUUCGAUCUUACUUUGGGUACUUGAGCAGAUGGAAUAUUCUGGUGGGGGGUGGGAGGGAGAGGGUAGGGAGAGAAUCCAAAAAAAAAAAAAAAAAAAUAAGUGUUCAUGCUCUGAUGGAAUAUUAAUCCUAGAUGCUUGGAUUGAGUCAUUGAAGCUUUUUCUUUUUCCUUUUGCACAUUUUACUCGUAUUAUAAUUCCUCCUGUCAUUUUGGGGACAUCCUUGGGACUUUUAAGAGUAUCACGUCCCCCUUUUAAGACCUGGCUCUCCCCAGUGGCUGGUACACUUCAGCAAAAGGGAAAACCGCCAUGAUGUUGCCAUUCUGGCCGCCUUCCCUUCUGCCUUUCUGCCUCCCCAGGGCAGGGGGCAGGGCCUUCUGGGGAACCAGUCCCACCUUACCUGGUUUGGGGCAUGGGCCUACUUUGUGGUUACAAGAGUGGCCUCAGGGAAGGGGAUGGUAAAGGCCCUCAGGUGGAACGACCCAGAUGUAGCUACUGAUCCUGCUUUUCCAAAACUCCCUCCACCCCAGCUGUCAACAUGGUGCAACCCCUAAAGUCAUUGUUUACUUGAAAUUCUCCCUCAGCGCGGGGACCUGCCCUGAGGGGUGACAUUUUCUCCUAAGUUCAUGGCAGGUGAUGGUCUCUUUCCUUUUCUGGGGGAAAGGAACAGACCUCAGCCUGAUUUCCCCCAGAGGGAAUGCAGGGAUUGCCAGAGACUUGUGUCUUUAGCCUUUCUUGUUCCUCUUCCACAGCUGGAUCAUGUUCAUUUUACUUACAAAGGAGAGAAUGUCAAAGCUCUGUAUUUUUUAUAUUCUAUAUAUUAGGUAGGUGAGUCUUAAUUGAUUUGGGGAGGGAACAGAUCUAUGAGCUGUCUUAAUUUCUAUAAAUAGGAUGCUGUGAGGCAGACAGAGCUGAGAGAUGAUUUCUCUCUCUCUCUCUCACUUAAUAGGUUCCCCUCCUUCUCCCUUCUUGCCUGAGCUCUGCUGGCUCAAAACCAGGUCAGACAUGAGUUGACCCAAGAUAUUUUUUCCUAGCCAAGCACACAAAGGUGGCCUAGGCUUGUAAAUAAGAGACCUUAGAAGGGGCAGGGGUAGAAUGUGCUCCAUCUUAGUCCUGCUGGACUUUUCCAUAAGCCUAAUAUCAUAGAGAGAGCAGGAGGUCCUGACUAAGCUGACUCUGGUUAGCCUCUGAUGGAGGAGAUCCCAGUCUUUGCCUAAAACUGCAAAUAGGAGGCCCACUGCUGACCAGGUGACUCUUUGAAGGAGUGAAGGUGGGGAACGAGAACCCCAAGGAAAGGGGCUCUGGUCUCUGGAGGGCCGUGUCACAUGGCAAGCAAAACUUACAUUCCAACUUUAACAAGCAGACUAUUUAGUUGAUCAGAAUAAAUACUCUUUCAAAUCUACACCUUUCCUUACUCUGAAAAAGAAAAAAGGAUGCUUUUGUACAAAUUGGCCAUUUUUGUUUACUUUGAACAUAAGACUAUGAGCACAGUUCCUACAUUGUCCUGUUUCCCAGACCCUUUUAGGCAACAAGGCCCUUUCUGUCUCAAUCUAGGAAGGCCGAGGAGAAUCCACAGAUUCUCCCCCUCACAUCUUCAAGGGAGUUGUUUCAUUUCCCAAGAGCUUUCUACUUGCCCUCUUCUCCCCUCUCUAUAUCCCAAGGUACAUCAGACUCUGGCAUUAUCUUAAAAGCUGUUACAUUGGCAGCUAAAGGUAAGAAGCACAUACCAAGAUUUCCCUCUCCUUUUAGAAAUCCAUUAACAGAGUCCUUAAGGAAUCCAGCCCUGGAAGCCUGGGUGUGACUGCUCAGUUCCCCAGAAGGUAAGAGGACUGGAAUUCCUGUAUAGGUAAGAGAACAGUGACCCAUGUCACUCACAAGAUUAUCUUUCCUCAAAUGAACAGAAAAACUUUUUUUUACUGAUGUUUUUGAUUUGAAGAGUGACAAUAUUUCAGAAGAAUCCAUGUUGAGCAGCACUUCAGGCUCUGAAACUCCUUGUGAUUAAAAUAUCCUUCAUCUUGCCAAAACACAACCAACUGAGCCCAGUGAUCCAGACAGCAAGGGAUUUGCCUGACUCUCAGGCUACUGCUCAAAGUUCACUGGACAUAGAUGGGAGCUAGGGAAAACACUGACUGCAAACUGAUUUUCUGUCAGGAUUUUCUUUGAUAGGCAACCAUUCUGCUGCUCCUCUGCCUUAAGGAGGUAAGGAGUCCUUCAUUCCUUGCUUAUCCCUUUGAUGUGUUCCCCAAAACAGAGAGCGAGGGAUCCUUUUGGUUUGUCUCGUGCCUCACUUCUCUGAUAGUUCUCCACCCUUCUUGAUUUUUGUUUCUGAGAAAAUUCCUGUACAUCCCUGAGUAGUCUUACCUGCUGGCAUCUUUCCCUCUGGCCCUAGCUUGUCACUGGUUUCUCGACUGCUAAUGCACCGGGCUCCACGCCCAAGUCUACAGCCUCUGGAUGAGUCUGACUGAGCUUGGGGGCCUGGAAGGGGAAUGACAUGGAAGGUAAGGAAGUAGUCUGAGGAGGGCUGCAGCUCUGCAGACCUCAAAGCAACUUCCUUCUCAGUCAAGUUAGAGCCUCAAGCUUCAGGACUUUUGAAUUUGACUUUGCCAGAUGAAUGACCCAUCAUCAGACUUAGAAGCUAAGUUUCUGUUAGUACUACUACAAAAUAUAUACAAGGACCUGAGGGGGUAGGAUGGUAUUGUUAAACCAAAUGAGCCACUGAAUCACCAGCCAUCUCAUCUCUCUGCUCCAUCCAGCCCAAAUGGUCUAAUUCCUACCCCAUGAUCAUAUCUGGACUCGUGAGGUCCGUGGACCUCCUCCCCAUAUAGUUUCUCACCUUUCUUUAGAUGCAGGUAAUGUUUUAUGGACCUUCUUGGCAGCUCUAUCCCACUUCCUUUCAGGACUUGCACUGAUUUUGCUCUUUGCAAGCAGGAACACGUGCCACAGAUUCUCUCAACUACCCAGGGACCUACCUCCCCCAGCCCCCUUCCCCCAGCAGCCCUUUGAACUCUUAAUUUAUACUGAUUAGAAAAGCCUUUGACACCUUAAAAGUUGUUUUUAUAGUAGAUUAUCUUUUCAACUUGGGGAACCAUUAUAGGAAGAUCCUAUUUAUGGAAGAAUUCAAAGUGUCUGAGACUCGUUUUUUAUCAUGUUCUCUGGGUCAGCACUGCAGGCAUGUGCAAGUCCCUAUGUACUUCUGUGUCAUGGGAAUCCACUUGGUAUGACAGAUGCAGAGGCCUGUGGGUUCUGUUAGAGGUGCCUUCCCCCUCUUAGCUGCCGGGAUGCCCCUCUUCCUUCUCCCUCUCUUCCCCAAGUUAUCUGAGUAAAGGGACAAUGGCCAAGGGUCGCGGGGGGAACCUUGGCUCCCGCUUUUGGAGCCACCAGCUUCUUUCUUGUGCCAAAGUCACCAGCAGGUUGGUUUUGCCUUUGCUUGCCUGAGCCUCUCUGGCUUCUCCUCCUAGGGUACCCACAGACCAUCCGGGCCUGGGCCUGGCGAAGGGGCAGGGAACGCGGAGGCAGGCAGGUGGAGACAAGGGAGACUGGGUGCCCCCCUUCCCUGAAUGUUAGCGAAAGGACAAGUCAGGCAGCUCCUUGUGGAAGCGGAAAUGGCCUGUUUCCAGCCCAGUGCUUUUGAUCCAGCUUCUCCUGGGUCUUAGCUUUGGGUUCUCAAGACCACUGAACAGCAGUACAUUCUCAUGGCUUCAGCUCAGUGGCCUUAAGGUUCCAGCUCACAUCCUACCUGAGUCUCCACCUGUGGUUCUAUUCCAGGCUUGUUCAUCAAGCAUCUGACUUCCUGAUCCUAGCCAGGGCAGAAGGUAGAGAACCAACAAGAGGCCUUUGUCUGAAGUGAGCGGCAAAAGGGUCUUUGGCUGCUUUGAGCAAUGGACUGUUUCCCUCUGCCACCCACCCUCGGGCUACCUCUGGUGGCUUUUGGUACACAUCCAGGGAUCCCUGAACCUUCCUUCCUGCUAGGGCAGGGCAAGCAAUCCACACCAUCCGGGAUCUGCAAAACCGAUUUGUCCCCAGGAUGGAGGAGGGAUUGAAAUGAUUAUUUCAAGGGUUGAGAAAUUGCAUGGAUGAGAUUCAUGUACUUCUGUAACCCUCUGCCUCACAACUGUCCAGGUCAGAGCUUAGCUUUCACACUUAUUGAAGAAUCACAGACGAGUUUGGGCUAAGAAAUGGGGACUGGAGUGCAUUGUUACUGGAUAUUUCCUUACCCCAGUCUGUGGAACCUUCCUAUUACAAACUACCAAGGGAGAGAAGAAUGAGUGACACAAACUGUGCCCCUGGUAAGCUCCCUACCUUCCCUCCAGAAACAUGAGCUGGUUUUCCCUUUUUACUAAAAUGUUUAUUUUUUUCCUAUGGUUCUUGAACAAAUCUGGCUAUCUCCCCUCCUGCUCACAAAUCCCAGAUGUUCUUGGAGGUCCUUUGGUGUGCAUUAGCCACAGCUGGGUAAUUCUAGACUGGACACAGGGCAAGACAGACAGUGGAGUUGAGCGUGAUGAGUACAGACUUAACAAAUGAUAUUUAUAUACACAUCAAUUUGAAGAGAAAAAAAUGUAUUUCUUUAGGUUUCGAACACUGUGUAACAAAUAUAAUGCAAAAAUAAAAACCUGUUGAAAAGUU
Messenger RNA from Sarcophilus harrisii (Tasmanian devil), 7148 nucleotides. It is a transcript of the gene KPNA6, whose product is annotated as karyopherin subunit alpha 6. Gene Ontology annotation, biological process: NLS-bearing protein import into nucleus. The transcript is spliced from 14 exons. Gene Ontology annotation, cellular component: cytoplasm; nucleoplasm; nucleus. Gene Ontology annotation, molecular function: protein binding; nuclear import signal receptor activity. Bases 517 to 2142 code for a protein of 541 amino acids. Lineage: Eukaryota; Metazoa; Chordata; Mammalia; Dasyuromorphia; Dasyuridae. The record is from RefSeq and is a predicted model, not a curated record.